This is a messenger RNA of Caenorhabditis angaria, 510 nucleotides long. The record is from the annotation of a GenBank genome assembly. NCBI's taxonomy places the organism in Eukaryota, Metazoa, Nematoda, Chromadorea, Rhabditida, Rhabditidae.
AUGGGCGUGUAUUUUUCGAGAUGGUGGAAAACUGAAGACUACAUUGAGGGAAUUGGUUUUUUCGAUUUGCCAUGGGAAAUGAGACAAAUGAUAGUGGAUUUAAUGGAUCUUCGAACAAAAUCAAGAUUUUCGAAAUGUUCCGACGAUUGUUAUGAAGAAGUUAGCCGAAGUCGAAAUUUUAUCGAAGAAAUCGAAAUUGGCGAUAAGGGAGAGAGGAAAAAACGAGAAAUUCAUAUUGUUUUGAGGGCAAACGGUCAAAAAUGGAUGUAUCGAAUAAUGCGAAUUGCAACUGGAGAUUGUCUAGUUCUCUGGGAGAUGGAUAAGAAAAUCAUUUCGUAUAAAUUAUUUGAGAAUCGAGAAACACUGAUGGAUGUGCUUUUGGUGUAUUUCAAUGAGAUUUUGAGGAAAAACGCGAAAAGUUUGAAAAUUUUCGACAUUUACACUGUAAGUUUUUUAUUUUCAAAAAAAAAUUGAUAAAAAAUCACAAAAAAGUAUGACCAGAAAACAUGA